CGCCGCGCCGCGGCGCACGGAGCCGGAGGGGGGAGAGCGAUGGAUGUGCAAGUCGCACCCCGGAGAGCCUGGGACGACUUCUUCCCCGGCUUCGAGCGCUUCGCCUGGCCGGAUUUCAAAGACGUUUCCAAAUGGAACAACAGGGUGGUCAGCAACCUGCUCUAUUACCAGACCAAUUACCUGCUGCUGGCGGCCGUGGUCAUCUCCAUCGUGGGAUUUCUGAGCCCACUGAACAUGAUCCUUGGUGGCACUGUAGUAGUGCUGGUGUUCACAGGUUUUGUGUGGGCAUCACACAACAAAGACAUCCUUCGCAAGUUCAAGAAGCAGUACCCAACUGCGUUUGUGGUAGCCAUCCUGCUGUCUAGUUACUUCUUGAUAUCCUAUUUUGGAGGUGUCAUGGUGUUCAUAUUUGGGAUAACAUUUCCUCUACUGUUGAUAUUUAUCCAUGCGUCUCUGAGGCUUCGGAGCAUAAAGAACAAACUGGAGAAUAAAAUGGAAGGAAUAGGUUUGAAGAAGACCCCCAUGGGCAUAGUACUUGAUGCCCUUGAACAGCAGGAAGAGAACAUCAACAAACUGGCUGAUUACAUCGCUAAAGUGAAGGAAUAAGGGGCACAUAAUAUGGCAUUCUUAUCUGUUGCAGGAAUUUAGUUGCUAUUUACUCUUGUCAAAGCUUGCUUUCAAUUUGUCUGAGAUGCACGUACUGUACAGAUUGACAAUGGCAAGACACAGGUACACAAAGUUAUUCAGGGCUCCUCUAAGACUGGGGAGGAGAGAGGCACCUUUCUAUAAUGUCUUGUUUUCUGGCAGGGAGAUAAGGGAGAAACAAACAUGAAUUGCAGUCUCUGAACCUGUUCUUGGUAGCCAGUGUCAUGUCUAAGUAUUUAUAAUGCACUUCAUUGGAGGGAUGGUAUGGGGUGGGGGUGGGGGGCUGUUUAGUGCACUACUUGGCUAACAAUGUCACCAGACAAAAAUCUGCCAGAGUCAGGACUGGCUGAAAGCUCUGCCAAUACACAUUUUAUUUUCAUUUCUUCCCCCCCUCCAACUCCUCUAAAAGACCCUCUAGGGGGUGUCAUGUCUUUUUCAAGUAGGUUAUAUUCAAGCCAUCUUAUCUGAAGUAGCAAAGGGAAAGAAUAAAUUGACCAGAGUGCACAAGUCACCUCACAUGCUCCUAGUCUGUUCACGAAAUGUAACAUUUUCUUAUAGCAGGAGAUCAAAGUCUAAAUGAGCAACGUAUGUAAACUAGAUAGCAGCCUUGUCCAGCUUUGCCCGCAAUACACCUACGCAGAUUUUACUGAAUUCCGUAGAAGAGGCGCAUGUGUCUCUGAAAUCAUGGCUCUCUUGAAGUCCAUGGAAGCUUUUUUUUUUUUUGCCAUUGACUUCAAGAGAGCCAUGAUUUCACACUUUAUAAGGUGGGGUUUUGUGAUUUAAAACAAACAAACUGGACUUUAAGAAUAGCUAGGACAUUAUCUUAUUUGGAGUUCUGUGUUUUUGAAAAACAGAACUGUCGCUUGAGAUUUUAGGACUUACCUCAUUGUCCAAAUUGUGCUCUGACUCGCUUCCAGUUUAAAGAAGACACUGGCUAAAACAUACAUUUUGCUAACUUAUUCCACUUGUGGCUCUGUUCAGGGGAAAUAAGACUAGAUUUCAGACUUAUAACUAAAAACAACAAUUUGCGUAUUCUUAGAACUAUUUCCAAAUUCAUGUAAGUAAUUAGUUUCAAGAGCUAUUGUUACAAAUCUCUUCAGUAAACUUCAGCUUGACCUAAAUCAUAUGCAUGGAAAAAAGUAUGCAGAUUAACAUAGUGUAUAACUAUCACUCUUGCAUCUCUCCUCCUUUUUUAUGAAGUAUUUAUCUGUAACUGACUUGAUUUACAUGGCAGGUGUAGCAGAUACCCAAAAACCUCUUCAGAGUUCAUGUAUAUAGUCAUGUGUGUGUGCAUACACAUGGUGUCUCUUUGAAAUGAAUUGUUUAGGAGUCCGAACACCUCAUUCCGUGCAAAUGCUCCAGAGUGAUCAGUAUUUACUGGAAGUUUUGUCUUUGUGUAUAUUCCAGGGUAAGAAGCAAUGACCUGUUCCUUUAUUAUAGUACCUUGUCUUAGCUUUUGAUGAGUAGUUCUUGCCACACUUACAGAAGAGAUACUAGCCUAUGACUUCAUGAAUAUAUAGUUACAUUGUAGAAUUUUAAAUAUGAGUUGUGAAGAAUAAACUUUAACAGUUGAUAAAA
This is a messenger RNA of Mauremys mutica (yellowpond turtle), 2223 nucleotides long. It is a transcript of the gene ARL6IP5, whose product is annotated as ADP ribosylation factor like GTPase 6 interacting protein 5. Gene Ontology annotation, cellular component: membrane. NCBI's taxonomy places the organism in Eukaryota, Metazoa, Chordata, Testudines, Geoemydidae. The transcript has 3 exons. Bases 40 to 606 code for a protein of 188 amino acids. Gene Ontology annotation, biological process: negative regulation of transport. The record is from RefSeq and is a predicted model, not a curated record.